CACAAUCUGGAUUGUAUGAAAUGUACAACUCAGCUGCUUUUCUAAGUGUUGUAAGAUUCUCAGAACAGUAAGUUAAAGACAGAGCUUCAGAUUUAACUCUUUGUUUUGGUUGCACCCAGACAAGUAUUACAGAAUACUUUAUCAAAAGCCAUCAUAUCCUUUCCCAUGAUUGCUGAAUACUAAAAUAUUUUUAUGCAUAAGCAAAUUUUUCCUUUUACUCAGUUCAUUCACCGGUACUGUUUGUGAUCUCACACUUCACGAUCAUGGAAGUGAUUCUGAUGUCAUAAGCAUGGAACAUUGGUAGCCCAGAAUGAAAGUGGGGGAGGGGAGAAAAUACAAGGAAACCUUCAUCUGACAAUGUCAAAUUUUAGCUAAGUCUCAAAACAAACCUGCGAGAUAAGUGUGUAUCUGCUAUCUUGUGCAGCAAGGAGCCUGGAAUUCAAUCUGCUGGAAUAAGACAAUGGCCUCUACGUCCAGUUGAAAUAAAGGGGAUCUGAGAUUUUCAGUAGCAGUGCCUGUUGGACUGCACAUGAGCUCCUUCUCCUCUGUCUCACAUUGUGAGUGGCAGCUAUAUAGCGCUGUUUAGACCAACCACCAUCAGUUCCUUUGCAAUCGCCCUUGGCCAGAAAUGGAGUCCUUGCAGAGCCCUUUCUAGAAUGUGUUCUCACUUGUGAUGAUAUGACAUUAUAAACCCUUCAUUAACCAUGAUGGCAACACAGACAUUAAGUAUAGACAACUAUCAAGAUGGACAAAUGCAAGUAGUAACCGAGUUAAAAACUGAACAAGACCCAAACUGCUCUGAAACUGAUGCAGAAGGAGUAAGUCCUGCCCCUGUAGAAUCUCAGACACCAAUGGAUGCAGACAAGCAGGCCAUUUACAGGCACCCACUGUUUCCAUUAUUAGCACUAUUAUUUGAAAAAUGUGAACAAUCUACACAGGGCUCAGAAGGCACUACCUCUGCUAGUUUUGAUGUAGAUAUUGAAAAUUUUGUAAGGAAGCAGGAGAAGGAAGGAAAACCCUUUUUUUGUGAAGAUCCAGAAACUGAUAAUUUAAUGGUAAAGGCAAUCCAGGUUCUACGUAUUCAUCUGCUUGAGCUAGAAAAGGUUAAUGAACUCUGCAAGGAUUUCUGUAGUCGUUAUAUUGCCUGUCUGAAAACUAAAAUGAACAGUGAAACUCUACUAAGUGGAGAACCUGGAAGUCCUUAUUCACCUGUACCAUCGCAGCAAAUUCAAAGUGCCAUUGCAGGCACACUGAGUCCCCAAGGGAUUAUGGUGCCUGCAUCAGCAUUGCAGCAGGGAAAUGUAACUAUGGCAACAGUAGCAGGGGGUACAGUGUAUCAGCCAGUCACUGUGGUCACUCCACAAGGUCAAGUAGUGACACAAGCACUGUCACCUGGGACAAUUAGGAUCCAGAAUUCACAGGAUAAUACUGCAAGAGAACUUCCACCACUACCGCUGCAGCUUCAGUUACAGUUAAACCAAGAUCUAAAUAUCUUGCAUCAAGAUGAUGGCUCGUCAAAAAAUAAGAGAGGGGUUCUUCCAAAGCACGCUACUAAUGUGAUGAGAUCUUGGCUCUUUCAGCACAUAGGGCAUCCAUAUCCAACAGAAGAUGAGAAAAAGCAGAUUGCAGCCCAGACAAAUCUGACACUACUGCAGGUUAACAAUUGGUUUAUCAAUGCUAGAAGACGAAUUCUUCAGCCAAUGCUGGAUUCCAGCUGUUCCGAAACUCCAAAAACAAAGAAAAAAACAGCUCAAAACAGACCAGUUCAGAGGUUCUGGCCUGAUUCCAUUGCAUCAGGAGUUGCUCAGCAGCAAUCUAAUGAACUUACAAUGUCAGAUGAGUGGAAGAGCCAGACUUGUUACAUGGGGCCUCCUGACUCUCCACGCUGUUCUCAUUCCUGCAGACCACCCUGCCUUACUGCCCAAGGAGCUGUUGUAACAAUUACAGCUCCGGUCAACAUGAAUGUAGACAGUCUCCAGUCUCUGUCAUCUGAUGGUGCUACUUUGGCUGUUCAGCAAGUUAUGAUGGCAGGACAAAGUGAGGAUGAAUCUGUGGAUAGUGGUGAAGACGAUGGAGCAGACCUCUCAACAACAAACAUCAGUGGGCUUGUUUUGGAUAACAGUGAUUCUCUGCAGUAGGAAGCAAGAGAAUGUGAUAAAAUAUGUAGGAAAAUGAAUGGACUGACUGACUGUUUUUAUAGUUUGCACAGCAAACAUUUUACACAAGUUUUAUUUCUAAUAUGUUUUAUAUGUAGAUAUAGAAGGGUGCACUUUUUUGUAUUUCAUAGUAAGCUUAAAGAGUGUCUUUGCAGGUGCAGCAACUUCUUUCAAAUGUGUUUUUGAAUUUUGAAGAGGGGUUGGGUUUGUUUGGUUUUUUUAAUUACAAAAAAUUGCAUCUAGUAAUAUAAUGACCACAUAAAUGCCCCUUUUGUUCUCUCAUUAGAUUGAAAGUGCUACAAUUUCUAAAGAAUUAUGCAGUUUCAAUUAGACCUGUUGUUUAACACAGCUCUUGGUUGACUAACGAUGUAAAUUCAAAGCAUGUGGCACUUGAUCAUUAAGUUAGACACACAUUUGAAAGAUGCCUCUGCACCUUAAAAACUGCCAGUCUGAGGUGGGCAACAACACACACCCACAAAGAAAAUGGAGAUGUGUGAUUCAGUAGCGAAUGUAUGACAGUUUAAAUAAGUUUAAUUUCCCUCAUAGUCAGUGAGCUUGUUUAUCAUUUGCUAUAAAAACUCCUAUUUUUACCUUGGCGGGAUUAUUGGAUAAAAAAAAUAUUUUUAUAAAUUCAGUAGGAAUUGGAAUGACAACUGUAUUGAGCAUGAGAAAAAAAAAUUUCCAGAAGGGGAAAAUAAAUGUUUAGUAUUCCUAUUUGGAAGGUUCUGAAAAUUUGACCAAAUUUAAUAAACAUGCCUAAUGCUAGUGUUCCAUGGUUCUCUGCUAUCCCAUAGUGGUAUAGUAUAUUUGAUAAUAGCAUAAGAAGGGCCCACAGUUUGAUGGGAUUUUGAUAUUGUCAAACUUUGAUUUAUAUAUGUGUAAACUAAUGCUCAAAUUACAUUUAACUCUGUAUCUAAACUUGUAUCUGAAGAUAUUUGCUAAAUAAGUAUUCAGGUAAGUAAGUACAAUUAUACACAAAAUUUCUAGUAAUCAACAGAGAAACUUAAUAGUUUAUGUUUUUUCAGUCUGAUUUUUAAAAAUGAAAAACUGACUGGCUAGUUUUUCCACCCCAGUUAUAUUAUUGAAUUUGAAAUUUUUUUCCACAUACAAAAAAUAUAAUUUAUGGAUUAUAUAAAGAAUCUUUUCAAAUACAAACAUCACUACCAGAAUUUACAACAGGCUUGUAAAAAAGAAAUCCUUGUGUGUCUUUUAACAAACUCAGAACUAGUGAUGAAAAUAGAUUUUUCUGUGAUAAUGGUUAAUUUCAGUUUAUCCACAGAUCUUGAGUUGUGUAUUGUUAUUUCUGAACACCUGUUAUUGACACUUCAUGCUGAAAAAGUUGGUCUUUCCCCAUUGUUAAGUGCAAGUAACAGUAGACUCAAGAAGUCUUGUAGCAGGACAGUGUGAAGAAAAGGAGGGUGCUACCUUCAAAUCUUAAGCACUGAUUGAGCAAAGCACUUAGUUAUGUGCUUAACUGUAAGCACCUACUUAAAGCCAUUCCUGUUCCACAAAAUAUCCAAGCAUGUGCUUCGAUCCCGUUGACUUCAGUGGGGUUAAACCAUGUACUUUAAAUUAAACACAUGCUUAGGUGCUUUGUUGAACUGGGGCUGUAAAGUCUGCCUUACUGAGCAAUUUAUAGGCAGCAUGAAGAGAGACCUUGACAGGAGAUGCUAAAAAAUUGUUACAUGUACAUAGAAGGCAAAUUUAUUUUUCAGAGGUUACCAUUAAAAAACCUUGUUUUACUGGCACUGGGCUACACUCACCACUAGCAUAAGCAGCUGACUUCGCUACUGUAGCACCUACUUAUGCCUGUGAUGAAUUGAGCCUGUUGACUCAACUGCAGUAAUGAGGUAUUAUUAUGGUUAGAAUUAUUAAAGUAUUUGUUUUAAUCUAUCUUCUCUGUUUUUGCCUCUAAUACCCUUUCCAUAUGUACUGAGCAAUUUAAAGAAAAUACUAAGAGUGUAUAAUGAAAGAUUGAAUUAUGAAAACUGGUAUAAUGUAAUUGAUUUAAGGCAUACCGACAAGUCCAAUUUGACCCAAAAAUUAAAAGGGCACAGUCAACUUUAAAAAUCAAACUUCUGUAUGAAAACAUUUUGCCUGCUAUUGUUACAAGCAAUACCUAAGAUGAAUAUAACUGACAGAGAUUGGAAGCAAAAAUAUUUUUCUCUAUCUUUUCAAUUUGUUUACUGUUUGCUUCUGCCAGCACUUUAUUUUCAGUGUUUCCAUGCUAGAGCCAUUUUUUCCUAUUGUACCAUGUAUGUUUUUCAUACAACAGAAGGUGAGAGGAAAAAUAUUUUCAGCCAACUUUGUUCAUGUUUAGUAGCAGUUGAAGCCACAGAGCUGUAAAUACUUACAUAUGUGAGUAGAAUAAUGUAUUGCUCAGUACGAGCAAAGCUGGCAGAACUGAGUCCUCAGAAAAUAGGAAAAUGUGAUUUUUUGGCAGGGGGACUUAGGGUGGGUGUAGUACCUGAAACUUUUAACUCAGUUGAAAAUAAGUAGAUUUCAAGUUGACAAUGUCCCUUUUGAUUUUAUGAAAGCAAGCUCGUACAAAUCAUUACAUCAAUUAAAAGUGUUUCCUUGGAUUUUUUCCUUAGUUCUAGCGGAAAUAUAUAUAUUUAUAUUCAGUAGAAUAAGAAAGCGUUCUUGCUGGUGGUUGCAGUGUUUAUCCAAUGCAUAAGUACCUGGAAUGUGAAAUUGACUGGAAAGUUACUAGUGACAAAAGAAAAUGGAGUAAACCAUUUUUAUGUCAGUCUCAAGAAAACUGCAAAAAGUAAACUAUAUUUAUAAAAUUACUUCAGUUUUAAUAAUCAAAGGUACUAUUUAACAAACUAUGGGGCCCAAAUUUUUUCAAGGACUGACAUCUAACAACUAAAACUGCAACAUUUAAAAAGAAAUCAUGGAAACUGUGCAAAAUUAAAACAGAUGCACUUGAUUAUAAUUAAGUUAAUUUAAGUUACUAAUGAUUCAAUUUUUGGUACCAAACCUGCUUGGGAGCAAUUAAUGAAUAAUUAUUCAGUCUAUGCAAGAUUAAAUUACCCCUCCGCCCAUAACUGUGGGAUUUAUAGGUACGCUAUUGUUGUAUUUUUGGUCUUCUUUUAUUUUUGAUAAUCAUUCAGACAAAACAUUCACCAAAAAUUCAGCUGGGUUUAAAGUUGACUAGGCAAAAUAUAAUUCGGAAAGCAUGUUGGAAAUAUAAGUAACCUUCAUUCCCUUGUGAAAAUCUAAGAUGUUAACACUAGUGAAACAUAUUUCUAUUUCUAAACAAUUUCCGCCUCUGCCAUAGUAAAUAUAAUGCAUUCAGACUGUAAUCAUCUCCCCCAAAAAGUAAAGCUAGCCAAGAAAAAUCAAUGAGAAUGCAAGUUUAACUGUAGUAUUCAAAUGAACAAAGUAAAACCUAAACAGGUAUUACUUCUGAAUUGUUAAAUGUAUUGCUGAAGAGUACUCCUGGAAACAUUUAGGACUUGACUGAACUUUGUUGUUGUUUCAUUGUAGAUUGAAUAGCUAGAUUGGCUUUGCCAAACCAAUUUGAUUUUCUAGGCUUGCUAAACUCUUUCAAGUAUUUUAUUUUUCACAUUAUAAAAUAAUUUUACUUAAUUAUCCAACAUGAAAUCGAAUGAAAGAUGGCGCAAGUAUGCUGUUAAAAGAUCACUCUAACCAUGUCAUUUGGUUACCUGUGCAACGUGGAAAUAUAAAUGUUGUUCUGCUCUGUAGUUCUGUAGGAUCUACUGAAUAAUCACACUUUUUUUUUUGGACUGUGUGAGAGAGCGUGCCUUUUUACAAACUUACUAACCUUGUAGUCUACUGUCAAAAUAUUUACCUAAUGUUAUUAGAUACCCAUGUUUUCAGAUAGUGACAGAAAUGACCCUCAAUCUUCCACUGUUUUAGCAACAUUUGUUCUAUAAAACUGACAAUCUUUAAAAUGUGAACACUGUAAAUUUAGCUUUUCUUGGACAGUUGUCUUUAAAGAGAUAUUGUGAAGCAACUGAUCUAUCAAAGCAAAGAAAAAUUAAAAAUCAGAACAUG
Molecule: messenger RNA, 6179 nt
Organism: Mauremys mutica (yellowpond turtle)
Lineage: Eukaryota; Metazoa; Chordata; Testudines; Geoemydidae
Gene: PKNOX1
Product: PBX/knotted 1 homeobox 1
Exons: 15
Coding region: 705-2138 (477 amino acids)
Biological process (GO): regulation of transcription by RNA polymerase II; angiogenesis
Molecular function (GO): RNA polymerase II cis-regulatory region sequence-specific DNA binding; DNA-binding transcription factor activity, RNA polymerase II-specific
Source: RefSeq, a predicted model, not a curated record